This is a messenger RNA of Prunus dulcis (almond), 3789 nucleotides long. RefSeq names its product putative pentatricopeptide repeat-containing protein At5g08490. Gene Ontology annotation, molecular function: protein binding; RNA binding. Gene Ontology annotation, biological process: RNA modification. Lineage: Eukaryota; Viridiplantae; Streptophyta; Magnoliopsida; Rosales; Rosaceae. The record is from RefSeq and is a predicted model, not a curated record.
AUGCUGAAAUUUUUUAACGUUUCCGACAUAAAUCAAAGAUGCGCAAGAGCUGUUUGUGGAUAUGCUUCAACCAGAUUUCACAACAUAAUCAGGAGCUACAGCAUACAUGUCAGACGUAAUGAAACGUUGUAUCUUCUCCUUCAAAGUUGUCAAAGUUCGUCUGGGUUUAAACCCAAUUACCAAGUAUUAUCAGCCAUUCUCAAAUCCUGUGCUGCCCUCUUAGCUAUCAACUUUGGGAAAGCUCUUCAUGGUUAUGUUGUCAAACAAGGCCAUCUUUCCUGUCACUCUAUCUCUAAAGCACUGCUUAACAUGUAUGCCAAAUGUGCUGCAUUGGGUGACUGCAAAACACUUUUUGGUCAAAUGGGUUACUCGGAUCCUGUCAUUUGGAACAUUGUCUUAUCUGGGUUUUCUGCAUCUCGAAAUUAUGAUGCUGAGGUAAUGAGGUUGUUUCAUGAAAUGCGUCUAGAUGGGAAGGCUAAACCCACUUCUGUUACCAUUGCUAUCUUUCUACCUGUGUGUGCUCGGUUAGGAGAUUUGCAUGCAGGGAAGAGCGUGCACUCUUAUGUGAUGAAGUCUGGAUUGGAAAAAGAUGUCCUUGUUGGAAAUGCUCUUAUAUCAAUGUAUUCAAAAUGUGGGCUAGUUUCUGGUGAUGCCUAUGCUGUGUUUAAUAGCAUUACUGACAAAGAUGUCGUUUCAUGGAAUGCAAUAAUUGCAGGGUUUGCAGAAAAUAGUUUCAUAAAUGAUGCAUACAAGUUAUUCAGUUGGAUGCUCAAAGGACCAGUGGAACCAAAUUAUGCAACUAUUGCAAAUAUUCUGGCCGUUUGUGCUUCUUUAGAUAAAGACGUUGCCUACUGCUCUGGGAGAGAGAUCCAUUGUUAUGUGCUGCGCCGGAAUGAAUUGGCAGCAGAUGUUUCGGUGUGCAAUGCUUUGGUAAGUUUCUAUUUACAACUUGGACGAAUGCAAGAAGCAGAAUCCUUGUUCCACAGGAUGAAAUCAAGAGAUUUGGUUUCAUGGAAUGCAAUUAUUGCAGGAUAUGCAUCAAAUCGUGAGUGGUCAAAAGCAUUGGAGUUGUUUGGAAAAUUACUCGCUCUGCAGAUGAUCAGGCCGGAUUCUGUAAGUGUAGUCAGCAUUCUUCCUGCUUGUGCACAUUUACAAAACUUGGAGGUGGGGAAAAAGAUCCAUGGGUGCAUUCUUCGACAUCCUAGCCUAUUUGAGGCAACAGCGGUUGGAAAUGCCAUGGUUAGUUUUUAUUCAAAAUGCUACAAAAUAGAAGCAGCUUUCAAGACUUUUUUGAUGAUUUUGAGGAGAGAUUUGAUAUCAUGGAACACCAUGCUAGUUGCCUUCGCAGAGAUUGGGCAUAGUACAGAGUUCCUCAACCUAUUAGAUGAUAUGCUAAGGGACGGCAUGAGGCCUGACCAUAUAACCAUCUUGACCAUAAUACAAUUUUGUGCUGCAAUUUCGAGAGUAGGAAAGGUUAAAGAAAUUCAUAGCUACUCAAUUAGGGCUGGGUUUUUGUGUAAUGAUAUUGAGCCUACUAUUGCAAAUGCAAUCCUGGAUGCAUAUGCCAAAUGUGGUAACAUGAAGUAUGCAUUCAACAUUUUUCAGAGUUUAUUGGGUAAAAGGAAUUUGGUUACUUGCAAUUCAAUGAUUUCAGCUUAUGUAAAUUGUGGGUCACACGAUGAUGCAUAUAUCAUAUUUAACAGCAUGUCUGAAACAGAUCUCACCACUUGGAAUCUAAUGGUUCGAGCUUAUGCUGAAAAUGAUUGUCCUGCUCAAGCUCUCAGCCUGUUCCUUGAGUUACAAGCUCAAGGAAUGAAGCCUGAUGCGAUGACCAUUAUGAGCCUCCUUCCUGUAUCUGCUCAAAUGGCCUCAGUCCACCUGCUGAGCCAGUGUCAUGGAUAUGUGGUGAGAGCAUGUCUUGAUGACUUGUGCUUGAAGGGAGCUCUGUUAGAUAUGUAUGCAAAAUGUGGUUCCAUAGUAUGUGCUUAUAAGCUUUUCCAGUCAAGCCUGCACAAGGAUCUGGUUAUGUUUACAGCUAUGGUUGGUGGGUUUGCCAUGCAUGGUAGGGGAGAAGAAGCACUGAAGGUCUUCUUUCAUAUGCUGGACUUGGGUGUCAAGCCAGAUAAUGUCAUUAUUACUGCUGUUUUAUCAGCUUGCAGUCAUGCUGGCCUGGUGAAUGAAGGGUUGAAGAUAUUUUAUUCAAUAGAAGAGAUUCAUGGGGUCAAACCAACAAUGGAACAGUAUGCUUGUGUGGUGGAUCUCCUUGCUAGAGGUGGACGAAUUGAGGAUGCAUUUUCUUUUGUGUCGAGGAUGCCUAUUGAAGCUAAUGCUAACAUAUGGGGAACACUGCUGGGUGCUUGCAGGACUCAUCAUGAGGUGGAAUUGGGCCGUGUUGUGGCAGAUCAUCUAUUUGAAAUUGAAGCUAAUAAUAUUGGGAACUAUGUGGUGAUGUCAAAUCUAUAUGCAGCAGAAGCUAGAUGGGAUGGGGUCAUGGAGGUAAGAAGGAUGAUGAGAACUAGAGACAUAAAAAAGCCAGCGGGAUGCAGCUGGAUAGAGGUGGAGAGGAGGAAGAACCUUUUUAUGGCUGGAGACUGGUCCCAUCCAGAAAGAAGCAUUAUCUACAGUACAUUAAGCGCAUUGGACCAACAAAUGAGAGCCAGUUUAAACAAUACUUUGUCAAUGCCUAGGUUUCUGAAUGCAGAAUCUUUCUGUAGGUUGGCAUUUAGAUUCAGCAUUCUACUUGACUGCUCCAUACAUGAUACUUUUGUUCGGCGGUCAAACCCAAUUUGUUAUGCCAGUUUCAUGCAAGCAUAUGGGGUGCUUUGCUGCUGCUUCAGAAAAAUCUCAAAUCUUGGAUAAGCGUGACUUUCAUUUGACCGAUGGCCCACUUGAGCCGAGCCGAUCAGCUGGCAUCACUUCAUAUGAACUAAAAAACAAGUUAACUUAUGUCGUGUGGAUGUGAGUUCAUUGGUUUGUUCCGUGGUGGUAAAUCUCACUAAGAGCUUACAUGCAGCUCUCACUGAGUCUGGAACAUGGGUAUGAUUCUUACGUCUUUCACCUGCGUAGAUUCUUUUCACCAUUCCAAUGGGAGAAGCAUAGUGUGUGGCUUGUGUACUAAUUCGCCAGUAAUUCCCAUAAUGGCCACAUGCUUACAGAAAGAAGACACAUGUUUAAGAAUUCUUAGGCACGCAUUUAAGGACUCUCUCUCUGUUGAACACUACGCUGAGGUCAAGUUCGUACUACAGACAUGCUCCCUAGAAUGGCCGGCCUAUGCCUAAGAGGGGAAGGCGUUUACCCAGCCAAUAUGUUCUUCAAGGCCCGCUGCCUGCCACCCAGAAAAUACUCAACUGGCAAAGAAGACGCCAAACUUUCUUCCAUGAGGAGUUUGAAUUCAAAUCAUCUUCAUGUAUCUAGAAGAAAAUGGAUCCUCUAAGGUCAGGAAUGAAAACAUUCUAAGGAUUCUCUAUACAUGAUCCGUGGAUCUUUCGGCCUAGGAAUCCUUGUAGAACAUGAAGCCAUCUUUUAUGAGGCAAAUGCUUGGUUGGAGUUUGUUUUGAAUUUGUUCGAGUGGCUUCAAACUGGGAAUGUCAAUACAAAAUAUGCUUCAAACUGGGAAUGUCUCAGCACGCAAGCGAGUCCCCAGAGCCAUACUUCUAAGGACAAGCAUUGUCCUACUUCUACAAGGAUCAUUGCCUCUUAUUUGGGCAAAGGUUCCAAUUGAUGCCAGCAAGGCUGCAGUAUAAAAACUCGAACCUCCAACAUAUAUUCUUUUAACUACUUGCUGGAAAC